AUGGCGGACUUUAAUUUCAGGCAACAGUUUCCGUAUUUUAGAGGUGAUGGUUCAUUUAGAACACAGGGUGCUAGUUAUCGACCUAAUGGAUACCAUCAACAUCAACGUUUCCAAAAUUUCAAUUGGGGGAUUCCUCCCCGUGGUUAUUUCAACCCACGCUUCCGUUAUGAUACUCCACGAAUGAUAGGCCUACGAGAUAGAAGCUUCCAGUCGAGUAGGCCUACUUAUUUCAAUUCCAGGUACACACAAUGCCAAUGGUACAGCGGCCUGGAAACCACAGGUAGCAAAGGAUACAAUCAAAAUAAAGGAAAUUUCGCAGGAAAACAGGACAAUAAAGCAUUCGGAACCUACUUAGAUAAAUUAAGAGCAGCAGUGGAUAGGAGGGAAGACGAGGCAGCUGAAUAUCUACUAAAUAACUUUAUAUCUACAACAUUAAUCAAAUCUGUGAAAGAACUGAAUAGAGAGAACGGUAAAAUUGGCAAGCAUGCUGACAGGGUCAAAUACAAGAAACCGAAAAAAUUUAAUAAAAAUGAUCAAAUAAAGGCCUAUGCCAUUGAUUAUAAGCUAGAGUUUAUAAUAACAUCAGAACCAGAAAUUGGAUUUGUAAGAGAAAGAGGAGGCGAGGGCUGUUUUGUAGAAAUGGGUCCGAUAGUUGAAGAAGAUCUUCAGAAAAUAUCUAAAUAUCUCUUAGAAACAGAAUUUGACCGUGUGUCAUUUACAGGUUUAGAUGAAGAGAUGAUGAAGUUUUAUGUCCUGAUGAACAGUGUAGAUUUUCUGGUCAUUCCCUCUAAAAAUCUGGUUUACGAAAGAAACAAAAUCGCCGGAGGUCUCUUCACCAAAUCUAAACGUACGAUGGAAGAUAUCGAUGACUUGUAUUUAGAAGAAUGCCCUGUUAUCUUUCUUGAAGGUUAUCGCGAAACAGCUGAAACAACUGAAGUUGAACUAAAUAAAAAGAAAAGUGUUGGAUUUCUGGAAAGAGCAAGAAGAUCAUUGAGUAGGAUGCUGUGGAAGAAUUGAAGAAUUUGAUACCAGAUAUAUUAUUAUUACAGUAUAAGGGUAGAAUUAGCUAUGUAGAAUGUAUAAUGAAAAUUUUAUACGUAUAAGACACGGCAGAUUUGUUUGACUUACAAACCGACAAGCAUAUAAAUACUCAUUUGAGAAAAACAAUAAAUAUGAAACAAGGGGGCGCAACUCGUGCUCUCAAGACUCGAUCAGUUCAUCAACCAGUGAGUUAGGCUUACCGUUUGUAACACUAAGGAAAUUUCAUUUUACAAAUUUUGAGUAUACCUCAUAUCCUGUGAGUCGGAGAAGGUAGAAAUUCCCCCGGAAAUAUAUCUGUAACCUCCCGACUGUGUAUGAAAUAUCCCCAGGAUUUUGAAAAUAUCGCUAGGAAUAUAUCUCCUGAAAUUCUACUAGAGGGUUAUAAAUUACUAAAUUAAUUAAUUGGAGAAUAAUCAGUGCCAUAAAUUUAUGACUUU
This is a messenger RNA of Lottia gigantea (owl limpet), 1478 nucleotides long. RefSeq lists its product as hypothetical. Bases 1 to 1017 code for a protein of 338 amino acids. The transcript is spliced from 5 exons. The record is from RefSeq and is a predicted model, not a curated record. Lineage: Eukaryota; Metazoa; Mollusca; Gastropoda; Lottiidae.